AUGGGAAGAAGGGCCAAGGCUCACAUAGGGCCAAAAGGCACAGCGGCAAAGAACCCAGCGGCAAAGGCUGCAGCGCAGUCUGGGGCAACCGCAGACGCGGCUGCUGAAGGUUCCGUUGUGGGGGCGGGGCCCCAGCUACCAAGUGGAUCCUCUUGGAACGCUGAUUUGUUGACGAGUUUCAGGGUGGCCUUGGAGGAGCUCCAGGAGGUUUGGCCAGGAAUCAAAGACGAGGAACCCGUGAGCAUAGCCGAUGGAGGAGCACAGGCGGUGUUUGACAUCAAGCAGGCCAAGCAAGCCUUGGGAAAAGGGAUCAACGAGGAAUACCGCUGCGCGCAGAAUUUCUUCAGGAGUGACCUUUUGUUCAACCCGGACCCAAACGUGCCCAUUCGGUCCCAUGCUGUGGACAAGAUCUCGGAGUACUACUAUGCCAACUCCAGCGAUGCUGGCCGAGCCCUUCGAAUGCGUUGUGCCAAAGAACUGGUUGGAUGA
Symbiodinium pilosum is the source of this 489-nucleotide messenger RNA. The record is from the annotation of a GenBank genome assembly. NCBI's taxonomy places the organism in Eukaryota, Dinophyceae, Suessiales, Symbiodiniaceae.